AACCAACCAAAUUAACAAAGACAAAAAAAAUAAAGAAAAAACAACUUGUGUUAGAGAGAAUCACCAUGAGUCAGGAGAAGCCACGGAGGCCUCAGCAAGAACCGAUAAAAUACGGCGAUGUGUUCAACGUGUCUGGUGAGUUAUCAUCGCAACCUGUUGCACCAAGAGAUGCUGCAACAAUGCAAUCAGCGGAAGACAAAACAUUGGGACAGACUCGAAAAGAUGGCCCUGCUUCUCUCAUGACUUCUGCUGCCCAAAAAAACGAGGAUGCUGGUUUCAUCGGUCACAACACUGCUACAAACAUUGCAAGGGACGAAGGCGUUACCGUUUCCGAAACUUAUGAUUCGGGCAAACGUGUCAUCACUGAAACCCUUGGUGGACAGGUUCUGGAGAAGCUUGUGGAAGAUACAAAUGGUGCAAAAGGGACUGAGAAAAACAAGUGAUGUAGACUUGAGUUCAAAAUCAGAUGCAGUGUGAAUUUUACCUUUUAGUUUUAAUAGUUUUGGUAAAAUGUUUUGCUUUUCUGACCAAGACUUUCUCAGGUUGUGUAUGAGUCUUUUGUUAUGUAUAAUUAUCCUAAAAUUUACUGUAUAACAACAUGUGUUAGUGUUUUUUUGUGUGACCAAAAUAAUAUAAUAUGUUGGUGUUAAA
Molecule: messenger RNA, 651 nt
Organism: Lathyrus oleraceus (garden pea)
Lineage: Eukaryota; Viridiplantae; Streptophyta; Magnoliopsida; Fabales; Fabaceae
Product: late embryogenesis abundant protein D-34
Exons: 2
Coding region: 66-443 (125 amino acids)
Source: RefSeq, a predicted model, not a curated record